Messenger RNA from Hylaeus volcanicus, 3960 nucleotides. RefSeq lists its product as uncharacterized. Bases 587 to 1624 code for a protein of 345 amino acids. Gene Ontology annotation, molecular function: oxidoreductase activity, acting on the CH-CH group of donors. Gene Ontology annotation, biological process: lipid metabolic process. Lineage: Eukaryota; Metazoa; Arthropoda; Insecta; Hymenoptera; Colletidae. The transcript is spliced from 6 exons. The record is from RefSeq and is a predicted model, not a curated record. Gene Ontology annotation, cellular component: membrane.
ACCAAAAUCUCUGUGUUACUUGGCGUUACCACAGUUGACAGUGAUUUAACCUAGAUGCGUGCUGUACAUGUUUCAUUUUAAUGUAUAAGUUGUCAGUGAUGAUUGUCAGUUCAACGACGAACGUUUUGGCGGCUUUCAUAUCGUAACGAAGCUGCAACAGUUUAGCUUUGCGAACAGUGCUGACAUUGUCUUGUCACCGGAAACACCGAAGAGCUUGUUCUUUCGCGAUUUAAUUACAUUAAAUAAUAAAGUAGUUCUGAACGGAUGCCCGCGUUUUCGUUAAGAUCAACGUUGGCUUACAACAAUUUAGAUUUCAUUGGUCGGCGCCAACAUCGAAUAUGGAUUUAUGUAUAACAAAUAUCUUCGAAUCAGUCCUUGAAACCUCGACGAAGCGACGAUUUUUUCAAAAAGAUAGAAUUAAUUCUCUUUCUCUGAGCAGUGAUUAAUGAAACCGUGUAAAAAAAAAAAAAGAAUUUGGCGUCUGGAUAUUAUGAUACAUAUUGGUUAAAUUUGUUUUUAAUUUUGGCAACAAUUUUCGACAAGACGCGUCUGUCUAUCGUGUAAUAGUUUUAGGCACGACCAACCGAUGAUUGCAACGAUGCAAAAAUUUCGAAUCACGAAUUUCAAAGAACGAUUCGAAAAUAGUUCAUCCGGCGGAGGAGAGGGUAAUCAAAGAGGAUCAAUGGCGGUCGAUAUCUUGGACGAGGACCACUUCGCUGUGAGUGCGAUCGUCACCAUCGGUAUGCAGAUUAUAUUUUUCACGAUCGCUGCGACCUUCCAGCUGGACAAAUUGACGGACUUCGCCGGCGGCAUGAACUUCAUCAUCCUCGCCCUUCUCACAUUCUUUCUCGGCCAAGUGGGCAAGCCUUACGACAGUCGGCAGCUCAUGGUUACUAUAUUCGUCUGUUUAUGGGGUGUGCGUCUGUCCGGUUAUCUUUUAUAUCGGAUUAUCAAGAUCGGCCGCGAUAAGAGAUUCGAAGAUCGCCGCAGCAACGUAAUUCGUUUCGCUGUAUUUUGGACAUUCCAGGCUGUAUGGGUGUACGUCGUGAGUCUACCGGUAAUUAUCAUAAAUUCACCACGACACAAAAUUCCUCCGGCUCCCAAAACUAUGACAACCUUGGACAGCGCUGGUACUGGCCUCUUCGUAACAGGACUAUUGGCCGAGACGUACGCCGACCUUCAAAAGUUUUCCUUUAAACAAGAUCCAAUAAAUAAUGGCAAAUGGUGCAACGACGGUCUAUGGCGAUUAUCCAGGCAUCCGAAUUAUUUUGGGGAGAUAGUGGUAUGGUGGGGCAUUUUCGUAAUAUCGUUAAACGUAAUCGAAGGCGCCGAAUGGAUCGCUAUAGCUUCCCCAAUUUUUACAACCUUCAUCAUUCUAUUCUUGUCUGGAAUGCCUCUGUUGGAAAGAGCUUCCGACGAAAGAUAUCGCGACAAUGCGGAAUACCGUUAUUACAAACAAUCAACAUCGCCGCUGAUACCCAUACCGCCGUCCAUUUACGUCGAGGUGCCACACUUCUUGAAAUGCUUUUUUUGCUGCGAGUUUCCGCUCUACGAUUCGUUGGACGUUAAACCUCGAGCUGCCGUUACCGAAUCAACGUCGAUAAGCCUCGCCGCGUCCACGUAGCUAUAGCCACACGCCGGACGUCCAAAUUCGGAAUCCGGCGUGCAGUCGAACACCACGGCCAGCACAGCCUUUUGAACAGGUUGAUUCGACUACUCGCGUCUCACCAUUUGAGCGAUUUUUUAAAAAUUAUCCUGCUCGCUUGAAAGUGAGAUUUUUUCGAACGAUAGCUGUGGAAUUCUAGUCAAAAGUUCACGUAUCGAAAAACAGUUGAUUUAAAAUGUCUUUCAUUGAAAUAUUACCUUUGAGAAUUAAAAUAUAUUUAUUUAUGUCUUAUUUUUACAGUCUUUUGAUUGUUGUUAUUUCUACUAUGUACUAUUGCAUUCGUUAGAUCGCCAAUUUCGGCGGCACAAAGUGACUUACAUAUUUAAUGUAAGGGAUCAUUGAUUUUUGACGUCGGUCAUAUUUACCGUUAGUUCAUUAAUUGUACAAAGCGCAAUAGAACUUGUUACGAUUCAAGAUGGAAUUACUUAUAAAUAGUCACUUGAAGCGAUGCAAAAAAUGCAGAACAUGUUGUCAAAUAGAGAAGUAGAAGUGAAAUAAUAAUUACAACUGCUGUGUGUAUUACGAUAUUUUGAAGGUACACAGAAAAAGUCGAGAAGAACAACGUGAGAAAAUUUUAGAUUUUUACAUUGCAAGUAUUAAAUUUAAUGGUGAACAAAACUUAUUUGGCGCUUUUUGCUGAAUUAAAGACAAUGUUAAUAAAAGUCUAAAAUUUAUAAUAUCUCGAAAACGAAUUGUAAAGGACACUAGGAAGUAUACAAAAUGUUUGAAUUACCUAAGGAAUUAGGUUCGUAAUUACACUACCUCGGAUAUGAUGCUUUCGAUCUAGAAGCGAGUUUGUCGUAAUAUUUAGAUUAUUAGUUUAUAUUAACCCUUUAUUUACUGAACUUGUCAAGAGUUUUUGGUUACACAUAGUUACACGGGACUUAUAAGUCCCGCCAGUAAAUAAAGGGUUAAUAAAAAUUGCCGAAGUAAAUGUGCGAUACAUCUAGAAACUAAAACAGCUUUAUAUAUCACAGGAAAGUUUCCAAUAUAGAGGUUAAGGAAGUAGAUAGUAUAUAAUACGCACUAAUCGUUAUAAGUUUCACCUCUGUUUUUUUUUUGUUUUUUUUAAUUGAUAUCAAUUGUACAUUUUUUUUGUAAGACAUUGUUUAUUAUAUUUUAAAAUAUUUUUGGACCAAUAGGGACCAUAUACAAUGCUUAUGUCUACUUUUACAUAUCUAGAAAGCUGGUUUCACUGAAGUAAUCUGUCUGCAUUUUAGUAGUAUAUCUAUGUGUAACCAGAACCAAAUCCAAUAUUUUAAAAAAGUGGAGCGCUGUCUAUAUAAUGGUUUUCUACAUACGAACAUCUCUAUUAUUAUAACAUACAUCUUAACCUAAUUUUGAUAUACGUUUCAGUCUACUGAUUUGCACACUGCAUCAUUUGUUACCAUAUUCGCUGUUGUAUAUGAGAUACUUAAAAAUUAAAUUAUAGCAAUAUAAAACAUAUCCCAGUAUCGAGUAGAACAUUGUUGAAGAGAAUUCAGCGAUAAUUAAUAAACAAAGAAUAUUAUUAGCUGUAUUCUUUUAAAAACAAUCCACUGCGAGAGUUACUUUCUAUCGCAAAAAAAAUGAUCAAAUCGGUUACCUGUUACUAAUUUUAAUGUUUCAAGAAAGAAUACAGCUACAGCUGAAGAUUGCGCCAAAUUAGAAGUAAAAUGUUACGUUGCGAGUGAUCCUCAGAAAUCGUUUCAACCCGUUUGUUGUUAUGUAAACCUUCAGAUUUUAGAUAAUAAACAUGUUGGUUCAAUUUUGUUUUAUCAUUACUGUUAGAUAUCAACCGAAAUUAGGUAUAGAUCCGGUUGCUACAUCGUUGGCGCUGAUUUGCCCCUGGUAUGCGGCAACCUAUGCUAGCCGGUUUGUUGGUUCGGUUGCCACCUCGUAGGCGCAGAGACCUAUCCUUGUCGCACGCUGUUGCGUUCUCUCUCGCACUCACGCGAUUAAGCUUCGAGGUGUUGACCGCGAGAUGGCGAUACCUCUGUUUGCCAGAUUUUGCCCCCUAAGAUGACCAUAAAAAUGGUAAAUAAAAAUUGGAAAUACUUCUGGGCAUGCAAUAAUAUUAAUUAUGUGGAUAAAUUAUAACAUAGGGAUAGGGGUUGAAAUAAUUUGACAGACUGGUAUCGCAGCAAUAUCGUUUGUUGCCCCAUGAAAACGUAUAUGUAAUGUUGUUUACGAAUAGAAUAGCAAUCAAUUAAUUUAAAUAAUCAAGUAAUAUUACAAAAUAUAUACUUACCAGGUCGAACUCGUACGUGUUGUAUAUUUAUCUCGUCUUUGAAAUUAAACGGCUUAGGAAUCAA